UCUCUGCAGAACCAGAAGCUGCUGCUGGAAAACCAGCUGCUGCGGGAGAGGACGUGUAACCUCGCUCUGGAGAACCAGGAGCUCCGCUGCCGUCUGGGUUUAGACGCUCUGAAGACGGAGGAGGAGGGUGGCGAGUCCAAGGUGGUGAAGGAAUCACAGGUGGAGGAGAUCAGAUUGGUGACCGGGUCCGCUGAGUCCGCAGCACUCAGACUACGUGUUCCUCUGCAGCAGGUGCAGGCCCAGCAGUUACCACUUCUGAUAGCUUCCACGUGGAUUCUGGUGGCAGUGACUCUUCAGACUCUGGGUCUGAUCUCCUGUUGGGCUUUCUGGACAGUCUGGACCCAGAGGUGUUUCUCAGAUACGCCAGUUCAGAGUCAACGUGCCUGGAAAAGCUGGAGGAAGACAUCCCUGGAGAAACAAAUUCCCUACCACCCUCCAUCUCUCCCUCUUUGGGGUCCCCAUCAGCUAAGCUGGAGGCCAUUAAUGAACUGAUAAGGUUUGAUCAUGUGUACACCAAGCCCCUAAUACUGGAGAUUCCUGUGGAAGUGGGCAACCAAACCAAUAUGCUAGUGAAAGUUGAGCAAGUACCUGUCCCUUCGUCUGAAGACAAAGCUACGCCUGAGGUCCCAGUGUCUGUGAAGGAGGAACCUGCAGACAGCUUCAUGCCUGAACUGGGCAUUUCUCACCUGCUUUCUUCUCAUCAUAGCCUUCCAGCCUCAAGCUACCUGUUGGAUGCCUGUAGUGACUCUGGAUAUGAAGGAUCCCUGUCACCCUUCAGUGACAUGUCCUCUCCACUUGGCACUGACCAUGUGUGGGAGGAUAGCUUUGCCAAUGAACUCGUUCCCCAGCUUAGCAGUGUCUAACUCAGUAGUGUUAAGUCCCCUUGGAUAACUCUCCUGGAAGGAUAUCAGCUUUUAGCCCCUUUAGGGGAGG
This is a messenger RNA of Acanthisitta chloris (rifleman), 933 nucleotides long. RefSeq names its product X-box binding protein 1 (gene XBP1). The record is from RefSeq and is a predicted model, not a curated record. The annotation marks the transcript as partial. Gene Ontology annotation, cellular component: nucleus. Gene Ontology annotation, molecular function: DNA-binding transcription factor activity, RNA polymerase II-specific; RNA polymerase II transcription regulatory region sequence-specific DNA binding. NCBI's taxonomy places the organism in Eukaryota, Metazoa, Chordata, Aves, Passeriformes, Acanthisittidae. The transcript has 3 exons.